GACACGCCAAAGGACCGCUCUGUAUCAACAAGAGUUUCUGAAGUUGGUUGGGCAAACAUUACAGCCGCAUAUAUCUCCUUUGCGCGCUCUCUCUUCCACAUAAUGGAUCAUUCUAAAUCAAAUGCUGUCGCGGUUAACGUAGUGAACGGACAUUCUAAAAGUGAUGAAGCUUCGGGAACCGAAUCCAACAUAGAGUCACCCGUGUUUUGCUGCGGCUGUCUGAGGCGGAUCAGAGGCUGGAUCCCCGUGCAUUAUAAAGAAGAGAUCGGCCAAAUUCUGAAACUAGCGGGACCGGUGGUUAUAUCCCAGCUAAUGAUCUUUCUGAUCAGUUUUGUCAGCACCGUGUUCUGUGGUCACCUGGGGAAGACUGAGCUGGCUGGGGUGGCACUGGCUAUAGCGGUGAUCAAUGUCACCGGCCUCUCCAUUGGCUCUGGCCUGGCAUCAGCCUGUGACACUCUCAUAUCUCAGACAUUUGGGAGUGGUAAUAUGAAUCGUGUUGGCAUGAUUCUACAAAGGGGGGUUCUGAUUCUGCUCCUGGCCUGCUUCCCCUGCUGGGCUCUCCUCAUAAACACUGAACCCAUCCUAUUGGCUGUUAAACAGAGCCCGGAGGUCGCCAGGCUCUCCCAGCUGUAUGUGAUGAUCUUCAUGCCAGCCUUGCCGGCUGCCUUCAUGUUCCUGCUGCAGGGGAAAUAUCUGCAGAAUCAGGGUAUCAUCUGGCCUACCGUGCUAGUAGGAUUGGUGGGGAACAUUCUCAAUGCUCUCAUCAACUACAUCUUCCUCUUUGUGCUGGACCUGGGCGUAGCUGGUUCUGCUGCAGCCAACUCCAUCUCCCAGUACUCCCUGGCUGUCUUUCUCUACUGCUAUAUUGUCUGGCAGGGUCUGCACAAGGCCACCUGGGAAGGUUGGUCAGCUGACUGCCUGCAGGAGUGGGGUCAGUUCAUCUCACUGGCCAUCCCAAGUAUGCUAAUGCUGUGUCUGGAAUGGUGGACCUAUGAGAUCGGCGGUUUCCUGGCAGGUCUUAUCAGUGAGGUGGAGUUGGGGGCUCAGUCUGUUGUCUAUCAGCUAGCUGUCAUCACCUACAUGUUUCCUCUUGGAUUCUCAGUAGCAGCCAGUGUGAGGGUGGGCAACGCUCUGGGUGCAGGGAACACAGAACAGGCCAAGCUGUCUGGGAAGGUUGCCUCCAUCUGUGCAUUCAUCGUCUCGUGUUUUGUCAGUACGUUCGUCCUCGUGACUAAAGACGUGAUGGCGUACAUCUUCACCACAGAUCAGGACAUUGUGAAGAGGGUGGCUGAAAUCAUGAUCCUGUAUGGCUUCUUCCAUCUGGCAGACACAUUCGUGGGCGUGAUGGGCGGUGUCGUGCGUGGAGCAGGAAAGCAGAAGAUUGGAGCGUUGUGUAAUCUGGUGGGGUACUACUUCAUUGGCUUCCCCAUCGGAGUCUCUCUCAUGUUCCCUAACAAGAUGGGCAUCAUAGGUUUGUGGAUAGGCCUGUUCACCUGUGUGUUAAUCCAGUCCUUGUUCUUGGUAGUUCUGCUGUGUAAACUGGACUGGAAAAAAGCCAGUCAAGAGGAUAGUAAAACCAACAUGUGUGUGUUGUCAGGCUCUGGAGAGGCAGGAGUCCAGCUCCCUGAAAGGAAAGAAGAGCAGUUUGAACUGGAGAAGAGAGGCUGGUCGGAGCGGUCCCACCCAGCGGCAGAGCCCUGGGGAGGAAAGACGGACGUGGAGGGGCUGGGUGGGGACAGGGGGAAGGGGGAGUUAGAGACUGAGGCGGGCCGGUGGUCAGUACGGUGA
Oncorhynchus masou masou (cherry salmon) is the source of this 1788-nucleotide messenger RNA. RefSeq names its product multidrug and toxin extrusion protein 1-like. Lineage: Eukaryota; Metazoa; Chordata; Actinopteri; Salmoniformes; Salmonidae. Gene Ontology annotation, molecular function: antiporter activity; xenobiotic transmembrane transporter activity. Gene Ontology annotation, biological process: xenobiotic detoxification by transmembrane export across the plasma membrane. Gene Ontology annotation, cellular component: membrane. The record is from RefSeq and is a predicted model, not a curated record. Bases 103 to 1788 code for a protein of 561 amino acids. The transcript is spliced from 17 exons.